AUGAAGAAACUGGGCUCCAAGAAGCCUCAGAAACCAGUGCCACGACCUGAGAACCGGUUCCAGGGCCUGGUGUUUGACCUGGUGACACAGCAGGUGUUUGAUGUUACCAUCAUGGUGCUGAUCUGUCUGAACAUGGUGACCAUGAUGGUGGAGACGGACGAGCAGAGCGCAGAGAAGGAGGAGAUCCUCUACUGGGUCAAUCUGGUUUUCAUCGUGCUCUUCAGCGGAGAAUGUUCUCUGAAGAUGAUCGCUCUCAGACACCACUACUUCUCUGUCGGAUGGAACAUCUUUGACUUUGUUGUGGUCAUCCUCUCCGUGGUCGGUCUCUUGUUAGCUGACAUCAUAGAGAAGUACUUUGUCUCGCCUACUCUAUUUCGUGUGAUCCGAUUGGCUCGUAUUGGCCGAAUCUUGCGCCUUAUUCGUGGCGCCAAAGGAAUCCGCACGUUGCUCUUUGCACUAAUGAUGUCACUUCCUGCACUCUUCAACAUUGGGCUGCUCCUUUUCCUCAUCAUGUUCAUCUUCUCCAUUUUCGGCAUGAGCAACUUUGCCUAUGUCAAGAAGGAGGCCAUGAUUGAUGACAUGCUGAACUUCGAAGACUUUGGCAACAGUAUGAUCUGCAUGUUCAUGAUCACGACUUCAGCCGGAUGGGAUGGUUUGCUGAUUCCCAUUAUGAACGUUCCGCCUGACUGUGACCCAGAGCUUGAGAAUCCUGGGUCAGAUGUGCGGGGGAACUGUGGGAGUCCUGGGGUAGGGAUGAUCUUCUUCACUUCCUACAUCAUCAUGUCCUUCCUGGUGGUCGUCAACAUGUACAUCGUCAUCAUCCUGGAGAACUUCAACGUAGCCACAGAGGAGAGCGCAGACCCUCUGUGUGAGGAGGACUUUGACAUGUUCUACGAGACCUGGGAGAAGUUCGACCCUGAUGCUACACAGUUUGUCCAGUUCAGUGAGCUGUCGGAUUUCUGUGAUGUGCUUCAAGACCCUCUGAGAAUCCCUAAACCCAACAAGGUUCGACUGAUCCAGAUGGAUCUGCCCCUAGUUCCCGGAGACAAGAUCCACUGUUUGGACCUUCUAUUGGCACUAACUGCUCAGGUGCUGGGGGAGUCUGGGGGGAUGGAUGCUCUUAAAGCCAGUAUGGAAGAGAAGUUCAUGGCCAACAAUCCCUCCAAGGUGUCUUAUCAGCCCAUCAGCUCCACGCUGCGGAGGCGACAGGAGGAAACGGCUGCGACUGUGAUUCAACGCUGUUACAGAAGACACCUGCUGCAGAGAACUGUUCGUCUGGCUUCACUCAAGUUCAGAGCUCAAACUCAUGGAUUAGACCCAAACCCAAACCCUGGCCCUCAAACUGGGCUUAAAGAACGCAUAGACAGACCAGAUGCACCCGAAGACAUGGACGAAGUGUAG
Messenger RNA from Knipowitschia caucasica, 1401 nucleotides. The record is from the annotation of a GenBank genome assembly. NCBI's taxonomy places the organism in Eukaryota, Metazoa, Chordata, Actinopteri, Gobiiformes, Gobiidae.